AUGGAGGGCUUUGCACAAUUUAAAGACAUUCCUAGUCAUACAUCUGGAGGAACAUCAAAUGAAGGAAAUCAACAUACGCCUACACAGCCAAUUCCUGGAAAUUCUCCCAUCAACUUGGACAUGGAUAUAGAUGAGUUAAUUGCAGUUUACUGUAUAAGGAAUUGGUUGCAGAUGGAUAAUGCAUUGGGUGCAACAAAUGUUAAUGUAGAGAAUUUUGAUUUGGAAUUGGAUUGGAAACCAAGAAAAGGAAUGGAGUUUGAUUCUGAACAAGCAGCUUAUGACUUCUACAAUAGAUAUGGAGGAAAAGAGGGGUUUAGUAUUAGAAGGGAGAGUCAUGCUAAGAAUAAGAAAACUGGUGAAAUCACUUCAAGAGUAUUUGUUUGUUGUAAGGAAGGUAUUCGAUCCAAAGAUAAGAGGGAUUACAUGAUUAGAAAAUCCAGAGCAGAGACACGAACAGGUUGCCAUGCUGAACUUUGUAUUAAAUUGAAUAGGAAGAACAAUAAGUUCUUUAUUACCCAUUUUGUUGAAGAGCACAAUCAUCCUCUUGUGGUGAAAGAAUGUUCCCACAUGCUUCCUUCGCAAUGGAAAGUACAAGACUGUCAAGGCACUGAUAUAGACUUAGCACACGAUUCUGGAAUUGGUGUCACGUCUCUAUAUGAGUUGAUGGGUAAGCAAGCAGGUGGAAGAGAUGCUGUUGGGUAUACAAAACAAGAUGUGAAAAAUUACCUUAGAUCAAAGAGACAAAGAAGCUUGGAGUAUGGAGAAGCUGGAUAUAUUAUGAAAUAUUUUUCAGACCAAACAUUGGAAAACCCUUCAUUCUACCAUGCUAUGCAAUUAGACAGUGAGGAGCAAAUAACAAACUUAUUUUGGGCAGAUGCUAAAAUGAUCAUUGAUUAUGGCCAAUUUGGGGAUGUUGUUAGUUUUGAUACGACAUACAAGAUUAACAAAUCUAAUCGACCUCUUGCUGUGUUCGUUGGAUUCAAUCACCACCGUGAGACUAUUAUAUUUGGGGUGGCUUUAAUGUAUGAUGAAACAGCAGAUUCAUUUAUAUGGUUGUUUGAGACUUUUUUUAGGGCAAUGUCUGGAAAGGCUCCAAAGACAAUAUUUACAGAUCAAGAUGCUGCAAUGGCAAAGGCUCUUCGACAUGUUAUGCCAGAUGCAUAUCAUAGGCUUUGCAAAUGGCAUAUGAUGCAAAAUGCCAUAAAGCAUGGGAGUAGUUUUUGGACAGAGGAUGGUGGAAUCACAAGUAUUUUGUCAAGGUUCAUGGAAAAUAUUGAGGAGGAAGAUGAGUUUAUAUCUGCUUGGGAUGCUAUGCUUGAUAAAUAUGGUGCGCGUGACAAUACUUGGUUGAGUAGCAUAUAUGAUUUAAGACAAAAGUGGGGCUUUCCGUAUGUUAAGCGAGCAUGGUCAGCUGGAAUAAGAAGCACUCAAUUGAGUGAGAGUUUUAACUCUGCCUUGAAAAAAUAUUUAGACUCUGACCACAAUCUGUCAGAGUUUUUUACACACUAUGAGAGGAUGGUUGCUAAUAAAAGGUACAAGGAGUUACAAGCAGAAUAUGAUAUGUGCUUCAGGUUGCCUAUUCUGAAAAUGCAUGUCAAAAUGCUAUAUGAAGCAAGAGAAGUUUACACUAAACAAAUAUUUGAAGAGUUUCAAGAUCAAUUUGAAUCGUCUCUUGAAGCUUCUAUAACAGAUUGUGUUGAUGUUGAUGGUGGAAAGAUAUAUACUGUGAUUAGAGAUGGCUACACUAGAGAACGGCAAGUGAAGAGAGAUAGUGAUGAUAUACUCUCUUGUAGUUGCAGAUUAUUUGAGAUGAAAGGGGUUGUAUAUAUGUAG
Molecule: messenger RNA, 1833 nt
Organism: Rosa chinensis
Lineage: Eukaryota; Viridiplantae; Streptophyta; Magnoliopsida; Rosales; Rosaceae
Product: protein FAR1-RELATED SEQUENCE 5-like
Exons: 2
Coding region: 1-1833 (610 amino acids)
Biological process (GO): regulation of DNA-templated transcription
Source: RefSeq, a predicted model, not a curated record